AUAUAUAAAAAUGGGGCGAAAGAUACCUGCAAAGAAACAUCGUGGCGUCAAAGAUCCUUUGGUUCAACAUGCACGCCGAAUGCAAAGUAUAAAAGACAAGAUAAAUGCUCCUCCUACGGAUCCUGAUGAUCAACCUGUGCCUCGUUCGUUAUCGCGCUUAUUCGCGUUCCAAAAUAAGGACAAAGAUGUAAAAAAGAAGAAAAAGCGGCUACACAUACCCAGUGAUGAAACUAUUGCAAGGGGAACUGGUGACAAUCCUAUAUCAAGACUUAAAAAGUUGCCUGGUGAAUCUGGUAGAGGCUUUUCCUUGAGAAUUAACAGUGCUAUUCGAGCACUACAUGAUCCCAUUGACCAGGAGGAUUACCCUCAAGAUCUAGAAGAAGAAGAUGUUAAAGGUCAAAAGAUGUCAGAUCACAAUGAGUGGAGAAAGAAAAAGCGAAAGGGGAAACAGGGUGAUGAAAAGCCUAAACUGACGCGCACACAAAAACAAGCUUUGAAGAAGAAAGCCAAAUUGUUAAAAGCUAGUGAGGAAGAACAAAUUAAGGAAGUAGUCUAUGAACGAGUGGGCUUUGGCGAUAUAACGCACGCCCCUCCAACAUUAACCGUUCGACCCAAAAUGAGGGGACAAGACCCUACAGCAAUGGGAGCACCUAGACCUGGCCGCAAAGACCUCCUUCUAAACGCGAUGCUAUCUGGCAACACUAGUAAAAAAAAUGCAACUGUCAAUGCGGCAGAUUUGGCGCGGCGCGAACGGGCGCGACUCGACGUUGUUGCCGCGUAUAGAGAAUUAAAGAAACAGAAACGGGAAGGAAUGAAAAAUAGAACGAAAUGAUAUUAUUUAUUUUUGUGUAAUUGUAAAUAAAUAAAAGAAACACA
Molecule: messenger RNA, 876 nt
Organism: Colias croceus (clouded yellow)
Lineage: Eukaryota; Metazoa; Arthropoda; Insecta; Lepidoptera; Pieridae
Exons: 6
Coding region: 11-832 (273 amino acids)
Source: RefSeq, a predicted model, not a curated record